GCAAAAAAGCGAAACCCUAGUUUGAGACCAUGUCGCCGACUUUGAGAUCUGUCGUUUCACAGGCCUGGAGAUCGAUCGGGUCUAGUCGCCGCAACUUCUCUUCAUCUCGUGGUAGUAGCGACGGAGAGCAUGGUUUUAUCGCGUUCGCUGAGAGGAAUAUAACUCCAGAGAAAAUUUCUUUUCGAGCACACGUGUUUGGAUAUGUGUUAUACUGCGCGAUCGAACGUUGGCUGAUAUACAAAAUCGACACGGAAAAGGCUGAUCAUGCACGGCGUGAAAUUGAUGUUGAAGCGACUGCAAACGAGAAGAAAAAGCGUAGGGCUGCUGCACUGCUUGAAAUUGAUGUUGAUGCGAUUGUAAACGACAAGAAAAAGUGUUGCAGUUGCUGUUGCAGUUGUGUAAAAUAGAUUUAUG
Molecule: messenger RNA, 414 nt
Organism: Eruca vesicaria subsp. sativa (arugula)
Lineage: Eukaryota; Viridiplantae; Streptophyta; Magnoliopsida; Brassicales; Brassicaceae
Source: the annotation of a GenBank genome assembly